AUGACCCCCUCGGCAAUCAACGGGCACGCGACCCACGGGGCCAAUGGCUCCAACGGGUCCGGGCCUCGCCUUCACAGGGCUGAAGAGCUCGACGAUCUCAUCAGCGCGGUGAGACAACUCAUCGUUCCUUUUGUCCAAGCCGCCGACGAUGCUGCGGCCGACCGGGCGUCGGGCGACCUCCCCGUGGACGCCUCGGGCCGGUCCCGGAACGUCCUCGUAGACACGCAGAAGCCCGCCGAGCUGGCGGCCAAGCUCAAGUUCAUCCUCCCGGAAGAGGGACAGGGCAAGGACGGCCUGCUCGCCGGCAUCGAAAAGGUGCUGCGGUACAGCGUCAACACGUGGGACCAGGGCUUCAUGGACAAGCUGUACGCCAGCAACACACCUGUGGGCGUCAUCUCAGAUCUUGUGCUGUCCGUCUUGAACACCAACCUGCACGUCUACCAGGUCUCACCAGCGCUGAGCGUGAUCGAGAAGACGACGGGCCGCGCCCUCGCCAACCGCUUCGGCUUCGCGGGUCCCUUUGCCGGCGGCAUCACCUGCCAGGGCGGCAGCUCCUCCAACCUCACCUCCCUCGUCGUCGCCCGCAAUGCCCUGUACCCAGACACCAAGGCUGCAGGGACCCGCGGACAUGACUUUGUCGUCUUCACCAGCGCCCACGGCCACUACUCGGUCGAGAAGAGCGCCAUGAUCUGCGGUCUCGGCGAGUCGAGCGUGUGCAAGGUCCCCGUCGACGACACGGGCGCCAUGCGCGCCGACAAGCUGCGCGAGCUGGUUGCACGCGCCAAGCAGCAAGGCAAGACGCCGCUCUACGUCAACGCGACGGCCGGCUCUACCGUCAGAGGCUCGUAUGACCCGUUCGAGGACAUCUCUAGGAUCUGCAAGGAGUUUGGCAUGUGGAUGCACAUUGACGCCAGCUGGGGCGGGCCGGUUGUCUUUUCCGCGCAGCAGCGGUGGAAGCUUAGGGGCUCUCACCUGGCCGACUCACUCACUGUCAACCCGCACAAGAUGAUGAAUGCCCCGACGACAUGUUCCUUCCUGCUGGGUCCAGACAUGAGGGUGUUCAACAAGGCCAACAGCACGACCGCGGGUUACCUGUUCCACGGCGGCGACGACGACGAGAUAUGGGACCUGGCGGACCUCACGCUCCAGUGCGGCCGGCGAGGCGACAGCCUCAAGGUUGCGCUUGCCUGGCUGUACUAUGGUGCGAGUGGGUUUGAGCGGCAGAUCGACCAUGCCUUUGACAUGGCCUCGUACCUUUACGAGCUGCUCGAGCAAACGGGCGACUUUGUCAUGCUGUCGAGCAACCCGCCGCCGUGCCUGCAGGUGUGCUUCUACCACGCCCCCGGCGGGAAGCUGGUCGACGACGCCGCAGCCAACACGCAGCGGACACAGAGGAUCGUCGAGAGACUGAUCCGGCGCGGAUUCAUGGUGGACUACGCGCCCGGCGACAAGGGCAGCUUCCUGCGGGUGGUGGUCAAUGUGCAGACGCUUCCGACGACGGUCGAGGGGCUGGCCAAGGCGAUACACGAGAUUGCAAAGCAAGAGUAG
Messenger RNA from Purpureocillium lilacinum, 1548 nucleotides. Its product is annotated as L-aspartate decarboxylase dtxS4. The record is from RefSeq and is a predicted model, not a curated record. Gene Ontology annotation, molecular function: carboxy-lyase activity; pyridoxal phosphate binding. NCBI's taxonomy places the organism in Eukaryota, Fungi, Ascomycota, Sordariomycetes, Hypocreales, Ophiocordycipitaceae. Gene Ontology annotation, biological process: carboxylic acid metabolic process. Gene Ontology annotation, cellular component: cytoplasm.